Messenger RNA from Cherax quadricarinatus, 621 nucleotides. Lineage: Eukaryota; Metazoa; Arthropoda; Malacostraca; Decapoda; Parastacidae. The record is from RefSeq and is a predicted model, not a curated record.
UAUGUAACUGUAUUUGUGUAUACCUGAAUAAACUUACUUACACAGAUUGAGCAUGUUGUUUAUAAUGAUAAUGAUAAUAAAUACAGUGAACCCUCUAUUAGAUGGACUAAAUAGAGGAAACUAGUGGCUAGUAAUAGCAACUGUGGUGACCAGAGAAAAGAUUUUUUUGUUGUGAUUGUAACAAUAAUGAACAGUUCCAUGACCAAAUGACUUUGUCCAUUGUUUCCAAAUCUACUGACCCAGCAGAUUUUGUUAUGUAUUUCCCAAAUAGAGGGUUUACUAUAAUAGUAAUAAUAAUAAUAAUAAUUUCAGGCGAGAGCCAUGUUAAUACUUUUCUUCAAGAACAUAAGGGUGCAGGAAUACAACACAUUGCAUUGUACACACCCACCAUAACGGCUACUGUUAAGUAUAUGAGUGACAAUGGUGUCACGUUUCGCAAACCUCCGCCAGUUUAUUAUGAAGAGGGUAUUAAACUGGAAGAAAUUGAAGAGGCUGGUUAUGGCAAGGAGAUUAAUGAUUUUAAGGCACUGGGCAUCUUACUGGAUACCGAAGCAGACGAAUCAAACGACUUCGGAAAUACUGAAACACGUGAGAAAAAGAGGUAAGGACUGUACAUGUAAA